CUGAAAAAGCGAAUUAUUCCGGGUAACGUUGAUGGCACACGGCUAGACAGUGUCGAAAAGAAAGCGUUAGGCGACAUUGAAGGCACCGGCUUCGGAGGUCUUGAAAAGAGAGCUCUUGGCGACAUAGAAGGUAUUGGAUUUGGUGGCUUAGACAAGAGAGCCUUAGGUGACAUUAUCGAAGGUGCCGGUUUUGGGGGCUUGAAAAAGAGAGCUUUGGGAGAUAUCGAAGGCAUCGGUUUUGGUGGUUUGAAUAAGCGGGCGUUAAGAGACAUCGACGAACUUAAACUUAACAUGAUGGACAAACGAGCAUUGGGUGACAUUGAAGGAAUUGGUUUUGGUGGUCUGGAAAAACGAGCGUUGGAGGAUAUUGAAGGAACUGGCUUCAACGGCUUGGACAAAAGGGCUCUCGGUGACAUCGAAGGCAUAGGAUUUGGUGGAUUGGAGAAAAGAUAUCGUCAUUUUAACAAAAGAUCAUUGGAUCUGUUAGAUCAAGCAGGUUUUGGAGGAUUAGACAAACGAGCUAGCGACAACGAUCGAAGUAGUCUUAGGCUUUUUAGUAAGUAA
Enterobius vermicularis (human pinworm) is the source of this 564-nucleotide messenger RNA. NCBI's taxonomy places the organism in Eukaryota, Metazoa, Nematoda, Chromadorea, Rhabditida, Oxyuridae. The record is from the annotation of a GenBank genome assembly.